Mucor mucedo is the source of this 1083-nucleotide messenger RNA. RefSeq lists its product as uncharacterized. The coding region runs from base 1 to 1083 and encodes 360 amino acids. NCBI's taxonomy places the organism in Eukaryota, Fungi, Mucoromycota, Mucoromycetes, Mucorales, Mucoraceae. The record is from RefSeq and is a predicted model, not a curated record. The transcript has 6 exons.
AUGCAAGAUGCUACGGUUAUUGAGAACACAGCCAAGGUAGAGUCCAUGGAGAUGACAAAAUCCGACUGGGAAUCAUGUCUUUCCCCGGGAGAAACACCUACCGAAUAUCUUUCAAUUGUUAUUGUGACUCGAGUGGAUAAUUAUGCCGGGGGCCAGCAACACCGUUUGCAGAAUUUUAUCGAUUCCGCUCAUAUUUUAGCAGAAAAGACAAAAGAAAAGAUUGAGUUACUCAUUGUUGAAUGGAAUCCACCCGAGGAUCGUCGUCGAGUCAUUGAUGCAUUUAGAUUUAGAAGUUCAAAGUAUUUGAAAUAUAGAAUUAUCACUGUACCACCUUCAUUACAUCAGAUCAUCCAAAAUCGUGGUAAAUCACCGCUUCAUGAAUUCGAGGGUAAGAAUUUAGGUAUUCGUUUUGCUCGUGGAGAAUUUGUUGUCUGCACAAAUCAAGAUGAUAUCUGGUCCCAUAAUUUCCAUAAUGCAGUCAUGUCACGAGUAUUUGAAAAGGGUGUCAUCUAUGUACAACACCAAUCACCCCACAACAUUCAUGAAAACUUCCCACCUUCUAUUGUGAGAUUAGACGCUUUCCCUAGCGAUGAAGUGAUUUAUGACAGCUGUAAACUUGGAGACCAAGAUUGGGGAAAUUACAAGUUACCUCCUCCCAUUACUGUCACUAGUCGAAAUGAUCCUGAUAUCAAGGAUAAAACCACCACGAUGAAUAUUUUAAAAGUGGCUGAUCAAGCUGGUGAUUUUACCAUGGCACAUCGUGAUACUUGGAAAGUACCCAGAGGUUACAGAGAAGCAGGAGGUGUUGCAUGGAUGGAUAUUGAAUUUAUUUGCACAGCGACAUGGACAAAAAAGAUCCCAGUGGUAUAUGUGAAACCUGGAUUUACAUGCCAUCAGGAGCACGCUAAUAUUUGGGAAUCCAAUAAGGAAGCCAUGAAUGAUAAUAGUGAUAUCGAUAUGAGUAAGAUUGAACGUGGGGAAAAAGUGUAUAUGAAUAAGGAAGGUGAAUGGGCCUUACAGAAUUAUGACAUUUAUAAAGAAGGUUUAGCUUGUAUGGAAUUCCAAGGUGGUCUUGUCUGGUAG